Messenger RNA from Candidozyma pseudohaemuli, 2253 nucleotides. RefSeq lists its product as uncharacterized. Gene Ontology annotation, cellular component: mitochondrion. The record is from RefSeq and is a predicted model, not a curated record. Bases 1 to 2253 code for a protein of 750 amino acids. The transcript has a single exon. Gene Ontology annotation, biological process: mitochondrial translational elongation. Lineage: Eukaryota; Fungi; Ascomycota; Pichiomycetes; Serinales; Metschnikowiaceae. Gene Ontology annotation, molecular function: GTPase activity; GTP binding; translation elongation factor activity.
AUGUUCCUUCGAAGUCUCGGAAGCGCCUGUCGCCGCCAGGCCGCGUGUCGUUUCAGCACGUGGCCCCAGCGUCUCAACGAGCUCAAGACGAUUCCCCAAACGUACGAACAGGAAAAAGUCGUCCUCGACGAAAUCAACAAGAACCUUCCUGAGCGAGACAUCGCAUCGGCCUCCAGACUCAGAAACAUUGGUAUUUCCGCUCACAUCGACUCGGGCAAAACCACCUUCACGGAGCGUGUUCUUUUCUACACGGGCCGGAUCAAGGCGAUCCACGAGGUCCGGGGAAAAGACGCCGUGGGAGCGAAAAUGGACCACAUGGACCUCGAGAGAGAAAAGGGCAUCACCAUCCAGUCAGCCGCCACGUACUGCUCGUGGGACAAGGACAACAAGCCGUACCACUUCAACUUGAUCGACACGCCGGGCCACAUCGACUUCACCAUCGAGGUGGAGCGUGCGUUGCGUGUUUUGGACGGAGCGGUUUUGGUGGUUUGUGCUGUUUCCGGUGUUCAGUCCCAGACGGUCACGGUGGACCGCCAGAUGCGCCGUUACAACGUGCCACGUGUCACCUUCAUCAACAAAAUGGACAGAAUGGGCGCCAACCCGUGGCGGGCGAUUGAGCAGAUCAACGCCAAGUUGAAGACUCCAGCUGCGGCGAUCCAGGUGCCUAUUGGUGCCGAGGAGGAGCUCAAGGGCGCCGUGAACAUCAUCGACAGGGUGGCGCUCUACUACGAGGGCUCCCAGGGCGAAAUUAUCCGGGAGGCCGAGGUUCCAGCGGAUUUGGCGGAUUUGGUGGAGGAGAAGAGAGCCACUUUGAUCGAGACCUUGGCGGACGUGGACGAGGAAAUCGCCGAUUUGUACCUUGAAGGCGAGGAGCCGCUGACGGAGCAGAUCAAGCAGGCGAUCCGCCGGGCGACGAUUGCGAGAAAAUUCACCCCAGUGCUUAUGGGCUCUGCUUUGGCCAAUAAGGGCAUCCAGUCUGUUUUGGACGCUGUUGUAGACUACCUUCCGCAGCCCAACGAGGUGCUCAACACGGGCCUUGAGCUUGUGGACGGCGAGGAGCAGCCCAUCAACCUUGUUCCUUCUUCUGCAGAGGCUUUUGUCGGUUUGGCUUUCAAGCUCGAGGAGGGCCGUUACGGACAACUUACGUAUAUUCGUGUGUACCAGGGCCGUCUCAAGAAGGGCGCUUUUAUCAACCACUUGAAGUCCGGCAAGAGGGUCAAGGUUUCCCGUUUGGUAAGAAUGCACUCCAACGACAUGGAGGAUGUGGACGAAGUUGGAGCUGGUGAGAUUUGUGCUACUUUCGGCGUGGACUGUGCUUCUGGAGACACCUUUAUUGGGCAGAAUCUGGACCGCCACAUCACCAUGAGCUCGAUGUUUGUGCCUGAAGCGGUGAUUUCGCUUUCGUUGACGCCCAAGGGUAAAGAAACCGCCCAGUUCUCCAAGGCCAUCAACAGGUUCCAGAAGGAGGACCCCACGUUCCGUGUGCACUUUGACGCCGACUCCAAGGAGACGAUUAUUUCCGGAAUGGGCGAGCUCCACCUUGAAAUUUACGUUGAGAGAAUGAGAAGAGAGUACGGCGUCGACUGUGUUACCGGAAAGCCCCAGGUCACCUACAGAGAGACCAUCACCACGCCUACCACCUACGACUACACCCACAAAAAACAGUCUGGAGGUGCUGGUCAGUACGGUCGUAUCAUGGGAGACAUGAAGCCUUUGGAAAAGAACGAAUGUACUCACCACGUUGUGGGCGGCAAGAUUUCCGAAAAGUACCUCGCUGCCUGUGUCAAGGCCUUCGACGACUGCUUGGAAAAGGGUCCUUUGAUCGGCCACAGGGUCAUGGGUGUGGGAAUGCACAUCAACGAUGGUCAGACUCACGUGGUGGAUUCUUCUGAGUUGGCUUUCCGUUUGGCCACUUACGGUGCGUUCAAGCAGGCCUUCCUCAACUGUAACCCUGUGAUCAUGGAGCCCAUUAUGUCUGUGGAGGUGACUGCUCCCAUUGAGGCUCAGGGUCCCGUUGUGGGUUUGAUCAACAAGUUGGGUGGUAUUAUCACCGAAACUGCUAAUACCCAGGACGAGGUGACCUUGACGGCGGAGUGUUCGUUGCACUCGAUGUUUGGUUUUUCUUCGAGUUUGAGAGCCAUGACCCAGGGUAAGGGUGAGUUCACGAUGGAGUUUUUGAAGUACGCCCAGACGUCGCCGCAGUUGCAGAGGGAGUUGAUUGCGGAGGCCGAGAAGGAGAGAAAGAAGAAAUAA